AGACGCUCACAAUGUGUUUAUCUUCACACUGAAAACUAAGAGUCACUGUGUGACAUUACGAAGGACAUAUGCCAAGCAGAGGUACUCACAAAGGCUCAAGAACCAAUCUGAAGAACCUGAACACAUUCACAGCUCUCAUAGUUCAGGAGAAAUGAUGGCUCUGCCAAGAUUUCGCAAGCGCAAGUUCACUGAUGCUGAGCUAGAUGUUCUCAUAACAGAGGUGACCAAACAAGAGGAGGCGCUGACCAGGCAAAGGAACGCUCUAACAAUCCAGGAGAAGUAUAAGAUCUGGUUCAACAUUGCCGAACGGGUGAGCGCAGCCUCGGGACUGCAGCGAUCCAUCGUUGACGUGAAGCGACGCUGGCAAGACCUGAGGCGCCGGACGAAGGACAAGGUCAACAUGGCGCGGCAGAACCUCAGGGUUAACAGUCCGUCUUCCUCCUUGUUCUCCCUGUCCAUAGCCCUGGCUGAGGAGAAGAGGUAUACAGACGGAGUGGACAGACACAUACCCCUAGAGGUUAAGAUGAAGGAGGAGAGUGAGACGGUGUGUUAUCCCAGUGAAGAUUUGUUCAUGAACAUAAACACCACCGGUGGAGAGGUAAGCCAUCAGUCUGCUGAUGAUCUGCCAUCACCGGUCCAGGACCCCCACCCUCAGGACUCCUCUGAUUCAUGUCCACCCACCCUACCAGACGCAGAACCAUCCAGUUCUACAUCUCUGUCACACCGUCAGAUGCAGGUCAGCGUCAAGGCAGAACCGCCUGAGCCUGCUGAUCUGAGCCGUCUCAUUGGCGGAAUGCCUGGCAGUGAAUUCCCAAGAUGUUGCUCAAAAGUGAGCCCACAGCCAGGGGGAGGGGUGGCAGCUGCCCCACAGAGGGCGUUCAGCAUCCCCACGCAGUUCGCCUCCCUGAGCCCUUUCGAGGAGCAGCUCUUGGCAGUUCACCGGGAGCAGGCGGCGGCCAUCCGCGAGGGCUUCCGUUCACUGGCUCAGCAGAACCGGCUCCUCUACCUGGAGGUCUGCGAGACCAACCGGAAUGUGGCCAGGAUUGCCUCAGCGGUGGCCGAAAAGGCUGUGAGCUCCUCUGGCGUGGCUGAAGAGCUGAUCCGAGUGCAGCAGAGAAUAAGCGAGAGCAUUGACUCAACUAACAAUCUCCACACUCGGGUGAUCGACCUGAUGUUCGCACAGAAGGAGCGCCCUAUCAUUGUCAUGCCCGGUGAAGGUAAAGGCAUGAAUCUCGGACCCAGUGGGGAUGCAGGCAGUAUGUGCCAAGCUGAUUCAUGAUAACAUGAUGUGGACGAUUUGGCAAUAUUGCGGUUCGUUUCCUCAUGAUUUCAAUACAGUAAUGGGCUUUCAAUGAAUCCACUCUAACUUAGGGCUGGGUGGUUCCGCCCACCGCAUACAUGUAUAUGUCAUUCAUAUGGACACACACAAUACAUCAUGAUCAAAAGUGAAAGUGUCACGACAGUAUUGCUGAAAGAACUUAAAAUAAAAGGAUGUGUUAAGUGAAUGAAUGAAGUACACAAAUGCAUGCAUUCAUUCAUUCACCACAUUCUUUCAUCUGAUGUCAAGGACUUCAUCAGAUCAACAGAGUGCUACGGGUCCUUAUUUAAGUGCACACACUGUUCUGACUAAAGAUGGAUGCUAAUGGCCCGGUAGGAGCAAACACUUUCAAGUGAUGCACACAUAAACCCAGGUUACUUCUGCAGUUUGACUGCGAUUAACCUCUAACACGGCCAUAGCGUGAGGGGGAUCUGCAUAACUGCGCUGCUUUGUCGUUCUACUUAUGUGAUCACUUGCAAGCGCUAAUAAUAACCAGUUUCACUUCCCCGCGGAUACACUUUGCGCUUUGUGAACUUCUCAAACUACAGAUGAGUGUUUCAAUACGAGAAGUGUGAAGUGAAACUGUGGCACUGGUGACCGUUAGAACCUCAGUGAGGCUAUAUUUCUGUCUUACGAGGGAUGUAAUGCUGUGUUUUUCAAAUGAAUCUCUUAAUUGAAGUUCACUUCAAGUGUCUCUCUCUGAAGUACCCGCGCAAGCCAGCAGAACCACAGUGACUUAACUAUUGGUGGUGUGAUCUAUUUGUGGUUUUCCAGCUUCCAUAAUAAACUGUCAUUCAUGACUGCAAGUGCUUAUUUCAUUAGGUAUUUCAUUAGCUAUUUACAGUACUUUAGAAGGCCAUUAGGUGGAGCAGCAUGCAGGGAAUGUUACAAUGAUGAUGGCUACCAUUGUCAGCUAUGUUGUUGACCUGACCAUGUCGAUGUUGCAGUAUUCUUUUUAUGAGAAUGCUGCAGGCAAGUUAGUUAGUCAAGU
Molecule: messenger RNA, 2309 nt
Organism: Clupea harengus (Atlantic herring)
Lineage: Eukaryota; Metazoa; Chordata; Actinopteri; Clupeiformes; Clupeidae
Product: myb-related transcription factor, partner of profilin-like
Exons: 4
Coding region: 152-1279 (375 amino acids)
Cellular component (GO): nucleus
Source: RefSeq, a predicted model, not a curated record